GAUUUCCGGGAAAAUGCCCAGGGUUCCCCUUGGCUUCCCUUCCAUCUAAAGGCCUCCCCCAAGUUAGGAAUCCGGGUGAUAAUAUCGGGGCGAGGAAGUUCACUUCCUCCUCCCUUUCCCCUAACCGAUGGGGGGAGACCUCGAGGCGUUCACCUAGGGCUUUUCCUCUAGCCUGCGGGCGGGAACUACCUCCAUAGUUUCCUCUCCGUGCUGGGCGUGGAAAAGGCCAGGCCUGCGAAGGAAACUCGGGGCCUGAAGCCUGGCGGAGGCGGCCUGGAGCUGGGAGGGCGAAUGCGCGGCGCGAGGCGGCGGCGAGGGCAAGGGGUUUCCCCACCAUUGCCUCCGGCGCUGAGAGGCGGGGUCCCAAGAACGGGGUCCCUGAGGGAGGAGAACGUCGCCCGACUGCCGCGAUCCCUGGUCCUACCCACAGGGACAUCGACUUUUCCGGAAGGUUGAGCCCUUACAGAAAUACCCCAAUCCCCAUCCCUCUCACACCCUGAGCGACCGAGCCUUUUGGGAGUUUCCGUCCGCGGCCGAGCCACCCUGCAGCCGCAAGGAGGCCAGACUGAAGAGGUACUUUCAAGAUCCUUCCUUCCCUCAGACCACACCUAUUUGUAGACUGGACCAAUGCUACUGAAACAUCAUGUGCCCUGUCCAGGGCACUAUGGAUAGAUACCACGAUGAAAGAGACAUGGUCCCUACUAUAGAGGAACCCAUCUUCUAGAAGAGAUACCAAACAGUAGAGAAGUGAUGAGGAUGCAGUGUGGUGUGUGCAGUAAUUAAGACAUAUCGAGACACAAAAAGAGAGGCGACUCCUGGACCAGAGCGGGAGACCCACCCACACCAUGACCGAGACCACCAAAACCCACGUUAUCUUGCUUGCCUGCGGCAGCUUCAACCCCAUCACCAAAGGGCACAUUCAGAUGUUCGAAAGAGCCAGAGAUUAUCUGCACAAAAGUGGAAGAUUCAUUGUGAUUGGCGGAAUUGUCUCUCCCGUCCACGACUCCUACGGAAAACAGGGCCUAGUGUCCAGCCGGCACCGUCUCAUCAUGUGUCAGCUGGCCGUGCAGAAUUCCGACUGGAUCAGGGUGGACCCGUGGGAGUGCUACCAGGACACCUGGCAGACGACCUGCAGCGUGUUGGAGCACCAUCGGGACCUCAUGAAGCGGGUGACUGGUUGUAUCCUCUCCAAUGUCAACACACCCUCCAUGACGCCUGUGAUCGGACAGCCCCAAAAUGAGACGCCCCAGCCCGUUUACCAGAACAGCAACGUGCCCACCAAGCCUACUGCAGCCAAGAUCUUGGGAAAGGUGGGAGAAAGCCUAAGCCGGAUCUGCUGUGUCCGCCCGCCCGUGGAGCGCUUCACCUUCGUGGAUGAGAAUGCCAAUCUGGGCACUGUGAUGCGGUACGAGGAGAUUGAGCUGCGGAUCUUGCUGCUGUGCGGCAGUGACCUGCUGGAGUCCUUCUGCAUCCCAGGGCUCUGGAACGAGGCAGAUAUGGAGGUGAUCGUGGGAGAUUUUGGGAUUGUGGUGGUGCCCCGGGACGCAGCUGACACAGACCGAAUCAUGAAUCACUCCUCAAUACUCCGCAAAUACAAAAACAACAUCAUGGUGGUGAAGGAUGACAUCAACCAUCCCAUGUCUGUUGUCAGCUCAACUAAGAGCAGGCUGGCCCUGCAACACGGGGACGGCCACGUGGUGGAUUACCUGUCCCAGCCCGUCAUCGACUACAUUCUCAAGAGCCAGCUGUACAUCAAUGCCUCCGGCUAGCGGCCACGCAGCCCUCUGCUCCACUCUCCCCUCGUCCUCCACCACCAUGCUGGCCCCUCACGUCUCUGUCGGUCCCCAUUUCUCUCCUGCCUCUCUGUUUCUCCAUCUCCUCACCUUGACUGUUCUCCCCACUUGCUGACUCACUGCCCCACAGUGUGGGGGACCUGCAGACCACCACGGCAUACCCUAUUCCGCAGUCAUCUUUGGACAAACCUUCCCCUAGUCUCUAGGCUGAGGGUGGGUGGGGGAACAGGGUGGACGCUGGGGGAAGCGCAGCCCUUGGCCAUGUGCUGGUGUCUGUCCCCCAGCAUGCUCUAGAGAGCGGCUCUGGUGCCCGUCCUCCCAGCAUGCUCUGGGGAGGCGGCUCUGGCUCUCGCCUUCCCAGCAUGCCCUUUACCACAAAGGGCUACUUUUCUUUAUUUCUUUCUUUUGUGUUUUGUUUCAUGUUUUUGUCGUUGUUCACUCCUCAGAGAACUUGGAUGAAAUCAGUGUCCUUGGUUCUUUAUGUCUUUAGUCUUGAUGCAAUCCUGUGGUAUUUCUUCUCUCUCGAUAGGAUGCCAUAGCAGCCUCAGCACUCAGAAAGUGUACGAGGGCCACACCCAUUGAAGAAGGCCCAGCCACAUCCACUUUCCUGAGGCCCCCCACCAUCUACCCACACACAGCAGCAGUCUGGGGUCAGGACUGAGACUUUAAGGUUCUGAAACCUAGUAGGAUUUCUCAGAAGAAUCUCAGCUCAUUUCUUUAGUUUCAGGAGACCAUGUCCUAAUGCCCAGGGACUGUGAUCACCCAGAGCCAGUCCAUAUGCAUAUCCUGGUGGCGUCUGGACAGUGACUUAUUUGGGUUGUGACAGAUGGCCGACUGUGGGUUCCCUGACAGCCCAGGCAUUCCCAAGGAGCCUUCAGAGCACCAUCUAAGCCCUUGGAGGCCAUACUUAGCACAUCCCUGUGUCCGAGAAGAACCGCAGAGGCAGGGCAAUUCCUAAUAGGCAGUCACUUCUAAAAUAAAACAUGCUAGGGAUCCACUCAACCCUA
This is a messenger RNA of Manis pentadactyla (Chinese pangolin), 2800 nucleotides long. It is a transcript of the gene NMNAT2, whose product is annotated as nicotinamide nucleotide adenylyltransferase 2. NCBI's taxonomy places the organism in Eukaryota, Metazoa, Chordata, Mammalia, Pholidota, Manidae. Gene Ontology annotation, cellular component: Golgi apparatus. The record is from RefSeq and is a predicted model, not a curated record. Gene Ontology annotation, molecular function: nicotinamide-nucleotide adenylyltransferase activity; nicotinate-nucleotide adenylyltransferase activity. Gene Ontology annotation, biological process: NAD+ biosynthetic process. The transcript is spliced from 14 exons. Bases 846 to 1769 code for a protein of 307 amino acids.